AAUUGUUUAUUAUUAUUUUUGAUAUUUUAAUUGAGAGGAUGUUUUCCACCACUUCUAUAAUUUACCGAGCAGAACCACUCCAUCUGCGUCACACCUAAACCCUCCGACUCCAUUGUGCUAUUUAUAAUGAAGACGUUCUGGUUCCCAAAAACAGAAGCUCAAGCAUAUCCAUCAAAAUGUCUCAGGGCCACUUCCUACUCAGCACAUUUCUGUUGCUCUUUCUGUACUUUGCAAUCAUCAACCAUUCCUCUUCUGCUAGAUUCCUGGGAAAUGCAUCUCCAAGCCACAACCACAAUCACCACAAAAUCACAUUCCUAAUGAAAGAUGUGCUUGAUGCUACUACGCAACCACCACCAAGGCCUGCAACCACUAAAGUCACUGAUCAGAUUCCAUUCUCAAAACCAUUAGGCGUUCUCCCUCCUAGUAGAGGAAUCCCAAUUCCUGAUUCCAACCCAUCUCUUCAGGCCACCGGCUUCUCCUCGCAAACCCUUGAUGUCUCCAACAUUGGAUUGUACUUUCCUGCCAGAGCCGCUCUUCAAGAACUGGAAUCAGGGGCAGUGAUUGUAAUAGAUGAGAACCUGUUUGAUGUGGGAUCAGGGUCAUCAAGUGCAGCAGUGGGAAGAGCACAGGGGGUUUAUGUUGCAAACUCAGAAGAUGGGCGUAGUCAUAUGAUGGCAAUGACAGCAUAUUUUCCUGGUACCGGUUUUAAGGAUGGACUGAGGUUUUUUGGAGUGCAUAGGAAGGAUGUAAAUGAGUCUCAUGUUGCUGUAAUUGGUGGGAAUGGGAAGUUUGUUGGUGCCAAUGGAUAUGCAACUGUAAAGGCUGUAAAUUUGGGGUCCAACAGUCUCCUUUUGUUCAAUGUUUAUCUCAGUUAAACAGGACUAAUCAUUCUUGUUUACCUACUAAUGUAUAAAUCAUAUAGGCAUAGGGCCAGUGUCCUUGGAGAAUUAUCUGAAUGAAUUUCACGAAUUUGG
This is a messenger RNA of Rubroshorea leprosula, 974 nucleotides long. NCBI's taxonomy places the organism in Eukaryota, Viridiplantae, Streptophyta, Magnoliopsida, Malvales, Dipterocarpaceae. The record is from the annotation of a GenBank genome assembly.